Messenger RNA from Hypoxylon fragiforme, 3479 nucleotides. RefSeq names its product RNB-domain-containing protein. Gene Ontology annotation, molecular function: 3'-5'-RNA exonuclease activity; RNA binding. Bases 137 to 3205 code for a protein of 1022 amino acids. Gene Ontology annotation, biological process: mRNA catabolic process. Gene Ontology annotation, cellular component: exosome (RNase complex); P-body. The record is from RefSeq and is a predicted model, not a curated record. NCBI's taxonomy places the organism in Eukaryota, Fungi, Ascomycota, Sordariomycetes, Xylariales, Hypoxylaceae. The transcript has 3 exons.
UGAUAACUAAAAUUUUGAAUUUUUGAACUCUUGAGAUUUCGAGAUUUCGCCACGACAAAUUGAGAUCAUGCUUACUUAGGUAUCUAUGUAACUAAUUCUCUAAAACCACUUCUUUCACUUUGGAAAUCCUUUAGAGAUGUUACAGGCGUCAAGUAGAUCGUUUGUGUGUUGGAGGUGCGCCUCUCGGCGAAUCACAUCAGACGCAGUUCUCUCAAGGUCUAAUGGGAGAUAUCUACCAAGAGCCAAUGACUCCCUACUGAGAAGAACUUUGGCGACUGUGCAACAUCCCAUAUCGAAGGAUGAUGUUUCAGGUUCUCAGUCGGGUGCCCCUCAAGAAGAAGAGAAGGAAAAGAGACUUCCUAUCCGAGAACGCUUACGGAUAUGGGACAGUGAGAACUUAGAUGAAGCAAAAUCUAUCUUGAACGACUCUGCCGAGGCAGGCGAGUUGUCCAAUAGCUUCACUCGACCUCAAAAUGUGACCAUGGCCACUUUCGCUGUUGCCUCACCACUGUUUGAUGGUGAUGAGCUCGGAGACCUACGGUCUGAUGAUGCCAACCUAAAGCCUGGAGAUAUGGUAGAGUUGGGCUCCGAAGGCUCGAGACGACCGGUGUUGGCAAUUUGCCUGGGCCGUUAUAACGGCUACGAGCAUUUUUACACCAACAGCGGCAAAUGGUUUACUGGUCUAGGUGUCAAGACGCUCUUCGUAGUCCAUAAGUUUGUCGAGCCAGAAGAGCUUAAGGCUGUCAUUAAUGAACUGCCGUCCAGUGAAACCCCCUUGGAAGCUCUCAAUGCCUUGCAAGACCUUGGCCAUAACCCUUCAAGAGCAAUAGGAGCCCCACUACUACGUAAGAUGCUGGAAUUCACUUACCAAGCCGAAUCUAUAUACCAAGCGAAUGCCGGUACCCUGGAUGCGUCCAGUAAGUUCAUAGGCGAUCCAGAGGAGCACCGUUACCUCACCCUCCACGAGAUCGCCACAACACUACUGCCCAAGUCCUAUCAAAAGGAUGGAAAGUUUGAACCUCAAGCUUUGUAUGCGGUACACAGAUCUCUAUUACAGGAUGAGGUUUUCUUCCGGCCGCUCAGACAGACUGGUCACAAGCGAUCUUACCUUUUUGAAGUUAGCCCACUGUCUGAGGUUCGCAUUAUAAAGAAAGCAGAACGUAUGAUACGACAUUAUUUAGAGAGAGAGCUGCUAGAAGACAAGACAUCAAUGCCUUCUCCGGUGAUAGGCUUCCUCGAAAAAGCUCGCAAAUUGAUCGACAAAAGCCGAGAAGGUCGGAAGUGGACAGGGAGCGGCAUCAUCGGACCAUUGGCAAAAACCACAACGGCACCCAAAAUCGCUCACGAAUGGUCGCCCGUAGAAAAAGAUAUUCUAAAAUUUAUGGAACUAUGGGCUAGCUAUCAGAAAUUUCCAAGCCACUCAAGCCUUCAGUGCCUUGGCUCGGCCAUCCUCCGAGCCCUUGACAGGUACCAGGAUGCUGAAAGCUUAUCAGCGUCAACUGGUUGGUCGUUUCUACAAGAAGUUGGCUGGAUACCUGCCUGGGAAAUUCCCGCUCGCUAUAAUAUACGCUUCCCGGGAGUUGAUAUUAAGCGUGGAGGAGGCUAUAUCCGGCCUGACAUCGGCGACCUAGAUGGUCAACUGAGGCAAGACAUUUUGGCUCCUAUGAGGAAGACAUGGGAAGGCCUCACUGCUUAUUGUAUUGAUUCCGAAUCUACUAUGGACAUUGACGACGCUGUGUCGCUCGAGCCGACAUCUGAUCCUGGCCAAUAUUGGAUUCACGUUCACGUAGCAGAUCCGGCUUCAUCUAUCCCCUCUGAUACGCCAGUCGCUAAAUAUGCUGAGCUGAUCCCGCAAACGAUAUACCUGCCUGGCCAUUUUGAACGUAUGCUUCCCGACAGCCUGAGUCGAGACCGAUUCUCUCUGGCCCCAAAUCGGCCUUGCCUAACUUUCAGUACCUUGGUUGAUGUAGAUGGCGUUGUUCUGGACCACACAAUCACACCCGGAAUUUUGAAAGAUGUCGUAUACAUGACCGGCGAGGAUGUUGCUUUAGGCAUAGAAGAUGACCGAACGGAACCUAUCGUUGGGGAAACAGAGAUCCAACUGGGAUCUAUUCCUACCCCAAAGCCGGCUCCCAGGCUAAUGACACGCCCCGGCGAUUUAAAGGAUGAUCAAAAGGAAGAAUUGACAUUACUGACGAAAUUAGGAAGAGCUGUCCAAGCCCGGCGACUCAGUAAGGGAGCCACUCCUUUCUUUCAACCACGGCCUGAAGCCCAAGCCUACUUUGACCAUUUGCCGCAGCGCCAGAUGAGUAAUUUCUUGUCUAUGAUGGGAGAUCCAUCGAUUCGUGUUGCGUAUUCUCAGCGCUCUGGCAUCGACUUGGUUGAGAAUGCUAUGAAAUUAGCAGGUGAGACCGCUGCUCAAUGGUGUAACGACCGAGGUAUCCCGAUUCCAUUCCGCUCGCAGCCUUACGCCAUGCAAAAUGCCCCUCUCGUCGAGCAGUAUACACGUGAUGUCUUUUAUCCUCUCCUCAAGGCAGGCAUUCGGCCAGACGACGCUCAAUGGCGUCAUCUACAGGCGCUCAUAGGCGGCGACGAGAUUACUACGAAAGCUGGUCCACAUUUCACCCUCGGCGUUCCGAUGUACACUAAAGCGACCUCACCACUACGUCGUUUUUCAGAUCUACUCGUUCACUGGCAAAUAGAGGCCGGCCUCAUUGAGGAACAUCGUCGCGGUGAGAGUCUGGUUGGUAACAAGGAUGACUCCUUUUUGGCCUUCACCCGCUCGCAGUUAGAUCGAAUGCUACCGAUGAUCCGGGUGCGGGAGAAGCAAGCGCGUGCCCUCGCCAGCGGUGACGGUGGAGACCAAUGGAUCCUCCAAGCCCUCGUGCGAGCGUGGCGAUUUGGCGAGGCCCAAAUCCCCGAGACUUUCCGGUUCCAUGUCGUACACGUUCAUGGGCGACGCUCCAUCCUCGGAAAAAUAGACUGGUUCGAGCGGACUGCCCUGUUGCGCCCUGAAGCCCUCAAUGACGUGGCGAAGAUGGCUGACGUACGGGUCAAUGACGUUUACGAGGUGAAGCUGAAGGACGUUAACGUACAUAGUAACCGAAUCCUCGUCGAGGCUGUCAAGGUUCUCGAAAGGGCCCAGGGCAAUAUCCCGGUUGCUCCAGAAGGCGAUAUUGUGGAGGCGGAGGCGCUGCAAGUUUGACAACUUUCAUGGACGACUUUGUAGCACUAGAGAGACGUUUAGAGGUAACAUAGCAGUGUGUACUUUUACUAGUUUCUACUACUUGCUAUGCAAGUGUGUGAAACCACGAUGUAACGAAUAGAGAAUACGAACCACCUUACUCCGUAUCUCUCUCUAUCUAUGAAUCUAUCUCUCUUCGCUUGCCUAUCCGCCCCUUUUUUGUAUUUUGUGAUUACUCACGCUCACUUACCUACGUUUAAAUCCCUAACCUGGUACCUACCUACCUACCUACCUA